Messenger RNA from Cavia porcellus (domestic guinea pig), 9912 nucleotides. RefSeq names its product nuclear receptor binding SET domain protein 3 (gene Nsd3). The record is from RefSeq and is a predicted model, not a curated record. NCBI's taxonomy places the organism in Eukaryota, Metazoa, Chordata, Mammalia, Rodentia, Caviidae. Gene Ontology annotation, molecular function: histone methyltransferase activity; protein binding. The transcript has 24 exons. Gene Ontology annotation, cellular component: nucleus. The coding region runs from base 463 to 4779 and encodes 1438 amino acids.
GGGUGGAGGCCGAGGCCGGGGCUGUGCUCGGGUGCAGCAGAGGGCGCGCGGAGCCGAGCGACCCCAGCACCCCGCUGCCGCGCCGGGCCGUCACCUCAGGCUCCGCCCGGGCUCCGGCGGCGGCGCGGCGGCCCUAGUCCCGCCGUCCGGCCUCCCACACUACCUCCGUAGCAGCUUCUUUCCUACCGCAGCGCGUCCGGCCGGGCUCGGCCGUGGCCCUCCUCCGUGCCGGCCGCCAUGGCAGGGGCGCCCCGCGCGGGAGAAAUCUAGUCCCGGGCUUUGAUGCGGCCUAGUUUGGGUCUGUCUCCCCCCGCCGUGGCUGCGGCGCCGGCCCGUACACCAGCCCCAGUCCGGGCCUCCGUGUCUCUCCUGUGAUCGCGCUGACACGGCCCGGGGGUUAGAAUGGAACAAACUGAAGGCCCGAUGAGAGAAAGGGACAGUUAAGGAUGCUGGAGCAGAACAAUGGAUUUCUCUUUCUCUUUCAUGCAAGGGAUCAUGGGAAACACAAUUCAGCAACCACCUCAACUCAUUGACUCCGCCAACAUUCGUCAGGAGGAUGCCUUUGAUAACAACAGUGACAUUGUCGAAGAUGGUGGCCAGACACCGUAUGAAGCUACCUUGCAGCAAGGCUUUCAGUACCCACCUACAACAGAAGACCUUCCUCCACUUACAAAUGGCUACCCACCAUCAAUUGGCAUGUAUGAAACUCAAACCAAAUACCAGUCAUAUAAUCAGUACCCCAAUGGGUCAGCCAAUGGCUUCGGUGCAGUUAGAAACUUUAGCCCCACUGACUAUUACCAUUCAGAAAUUCCAAAUACAAGACCACAUGAAAUUCUAGAAAAACCUUCUCCUCCACAGCCACCACCUCCUCCGUCGGUACCACAAACUGUGAUUCCAAAGAAGACUGGCUCACCUGAAAUUAAACUAAAAAUAACCAAAACUAUCCAGAAUGGCAGGGAAUUGUUCGAGUCUUCACUUUGUGGAGACCUUUUAAAUGAAGUACAGGCAACUGAACACACAAAGUCAAAGCAUGAAAGCAGAAAAGAAAAAAGGAAAAAAAGCAACAAGCAUGACUCAUCUAGAUCUGAAGAGCGCAAGUCACACAAAAUCCCCAAAUUAGAACCAGAGGAGCAAAAUAGACCAAAUGAGAGGGUGGACCCCACACCAGAGAAACCAAGAGAAGAGGCAGUGCUCAAGGACACUGCCCUGGUUCAGCCAGUACUGACUUCUGCCCCAACCACAGAAGUGACCACUGGUAUUAAGUUCCAGGUCGGUGAUCUUGUUUGGUCCAAGGUGGGAACCUAUCCUUGGUGGCCUUGUAUGGUUUCAAGUGAUCCCCAACUCGAGGUUCAUACCAAAAUUAACACAAGAGGUGCCCGGGAAUAUCAUGUCCAGUUUUUUAGCAACCAGCCAGAGAGGGCGUGGGUUCAUGAAAAGCGGGUACGGGAGUAUAAAGGUCAUAAACAGUAUGAAGAAUUACUGGCUGAAGCCACCAAACAAGCCAGCAAUCACUCUGAAAAACAAAAGAUUCGGAAACCUCGACCUCAGAGAGAACGUGCCCAGUGGGAUAUUGGCAUUGCCCAUGCAGAAAAAGCAUUGAAAAUGACUCGAGAAGAAAGAAUAGAACAGUAUACUUUCAUCUACAUUGAUAAGCAGCCCGAGGAGGCUUUAUCGCAGACAAAAAAGAAUGCUGCCUCCAAGACCGAAGUUAAAAAACCCCGGAGACCAAGAUCUGUGUUGAAUGCUCAACCAGAACAGACCAAUGCAGGGGAGGUGGCCUCCUCACAGUCAAGUUCUGACCUUCGGAGACACAGUCAGAGGCGGCACACAAGUGUGGAAGAGGAAGACUCACCCCCUGUUAAGAUAGCCUGGAAGACAGCAGCUGCGAGGAAAUCCUUACCAGCUUCCAUUACAAUGCACAAAGGGAGCCUGGAUUUGCAGAAGUGUAACAUGUCCCCAGUUGUAAAAAUCGAACAGGUGUUUGCUCUUCAGAACGCAACAGGAGAUGGGAAAUUUAUUGAUCAGUUUGUUUAUUCAACAAAGGGAAUUGGUAACAAAACGGAAAUAAGUGUCAGGGGGCAAGACAGGCUUAUAAUUUCCUCACCAAACCAGAGAAGUGAAAAGCCUACACAGAAUGUAUCAUCUCCUGAAGCAACAUCUGGUCCUACAGGCUCAGUAGAAAAGAAGCAACAGAGAAGAUCAAUUAGGACUCGUUCUGAAUCAGAGAAGUCCUCGGAGGCUGUGCCAAAGAAGAAGAUCAAAAAGGAGCAGGUUGAAACAGUUCCUCAGGCUACAGUGAAGACUGGAUUACAGAAAGGUGCCAGCGAGAUUUCAGAUUCCUGUAAGCCUCUAAAGAAAAGGAGUCGAGCCUCCACUGAUGUAGAAAUGACUAGUUCAGCCUACAGAGAUGCAUCCGACUCCGAUUCUAGAGGACUGAGUGAUCUGCAGGUAGGCUUUGGAAAACAAGUAGAUAGCCCAUCAGCUGCUGCAGAUGCAGAUGUUUCUGACGUGCAGUCCAUGGAUUCGAGUUUGUCCAGAAGAGGCAUUGGAAUGAGUAGGAAGGACACUGUGUGUCAGAUCUGCGAAAGCUCUGGGGACUCUCUGGUUCCUUGUGAGGGAGAGUGCUACAGAUACUUUCACCUGGAGUGCCUGGGAUGGACGUCAGUCCCUGAUGGGAAGUUCACGUGCAUGGAGUGUAAAACUGGGCAGCAUCCAUGUUUUUCAUGUAAAGUGCCUGGUGAAGAUGUGAAGCGUUGUUCUGUUGGUGCUUGUGGAAAGUUUUAUCAUGAAGCCUGUGUCCGAAAAUUCUCCACUGCCAUCUUUGAAUCAAAGGGAUUCCGCUGUCCCCAGCACUGCUGCUCUGCCUGCUCUAUGGAGAAAGAUAUCCACAAAGCAAGUAAAGGACGCAUGAUGAGAUGUUUGAGGUGUCCCGUUGCCUAUCACUCUGCAGAUGCUUGUAUUGCUGCAGGAAGCAUGUUUGUGUCCUCCUAUAUUCUCAUCUGUAGUGACCAUUCUAAGCGGAGCAAUAAUUCUGCUGCUGCUGUAAAUGUAGGCUUUUGUUUCGUUUGUGCCAGAGGGCUGAUAGUUCAGGACCAUUCAGACCCCAUGUUCAGUUCCUAUGCCUAUAAGUCCCACUACCUACUGAAUGAAUCAAAUCGUGCUGAGUUGAUGAAAUUACCUAUGAUUCCUUCUUCGUCAGCUUCCAAAAAGAAAUGUGAGAAAGGUGGAAGAUUACUGUGCUGUGAGUCGUGCCCGGCUUCUUUCCACCCAGAAUGUCUGAACAUCGAUACGCCAGAAGGCUGCUGGAAUUGUAAUGACUGUAAAGCUGGCAAGAAACUGCAUUACAAGCAGAUUGUUUGGGUCAAACUGGGAAAUUACAGAUGGUGGCCAGCAGAGAUCUGCAAUCCCAGGUCUGUACCACUGAACAUCCAGAGCCUUAAACAUGACUUAGGAGACUUCCCCGUGUUCUUCUUUGGUUCUCAUGACUACUAUUGGGUGCACCAAGGCAGAGUGUUCCCAUAUGUGGAAGGAGACAAAAGCUUUGCUGAGGGGCAGACUAGUAUUAACAAGACCUUCAAGAAAGCGCUGGAAGAAGCUGCAAAACGUUUCCAGGAAUUGAAAGCACAAAGAGAAAGUAAAGAAGCACUAGAGGUUGAAAAAAAUUCAAGAAAACCUCCUCCUUACAAACACAUCAAAGCUAACAAAGUCAUAGGAAAGGUACAGAUCCAUGUUGCUGACCUGUCCGAGAUCCCCCGCUGUAACUGCAAGCCUGCCGACGAGAACCCUUGUGGCUUGGAAUCAGAGUGUCUGAACAGAAUGUUGCAAUACGAGUGUCACCCGCAGGUGUGCCCAGCUGGAGACCGUUGUCAGAACCAGUGCUUUACAAAGAGACUCUACCCGGAUGCAGAAAUCAUCAAAACAGAGCGGAGAGGAUGGGGUCUAAGGACCAAAAGGAGCAUCAAGAAGGGUGAAUUUGUAAAUGAAUAUGUUGGUGAAUUAAUUGAUGAAGAAGAAUGCAGACUUCGAAUCAAGCGAGCUCACGAGAACAGUGUAACUAAUUUUUAUAUGUUAACUGUUACCAAGGACCGAAUAAUUGACGCUGGCCCAAAAGGAAAUUAUUCUCGUUUUAUGAACCACAGUUGUAAUCCAAAUUGUGAAACACAGAAAUGGACGGUGAACGGAGAUGUUCGAGUUGGACUCUUCGCUCUUUGUGAUAUUCCUGCAGGCAUGGAGUUGACAUUCAAUUACAACCUGGACUGUCUGGGCAAUGGAAGGACGGAGUGCCACUGCGGGGCAGACAACUGCAGCGGCUUUCUAGGCGUGCGGCCCAAGGCGGCAUGUGCAGCCACAGCUGAAGAGAAGGCAAAAAAUGCCAAGUUAAAGCAGAAAAGACGAAAAGUCAAAACAGAACCAAAGCAGAUGCAUGAAGAUUAUUGUUUUCAAUGUGGAGAUGGUGGAGAGCUAGUCAUGUGUGACAAGAAAGACUGUCCCAAAGCAUACCACCUCCUAUGCCUUAACUUGACUCAGCCACCAUAUGGAAAGUGGGAGUGCCCGUGGCACCAGUGCAACAUGUGCAGCAGUGCGGCCGUCUCCUUCUGUGAGUUCUGUCCACACUCAUUUUGCAAGGAUCACGGGAAGGGGGCUCUGGUCGCCUCGGCACUGGAGGGCCGUCUCUGCUGCUCUGAGCAUGACCCUGUGUGUCCCGUGUCACCAGAAUACUGGAGCAAGAUAAAGUGUAAAUGGGAAUCCCAGGACCGUGGGGAAGAGGCACAGGAAUAACUGCACGGCGACCCCCUUUCUGUUUAAAUGCGAUGAAGACAGCGAUGGAUACUGCGUUUUGAGCACAAGAUUGCAGAGUGCACGCAGCUUCUGCCAUCAGAGCUGCCUUACUAAAGCAAGGAUGGGAGACAGUCACACAGGCAGAAGAAGCGAUUGAUGAGGUCCAGUCUUCCCAUUUUGUUUUGCUGACUUGGGAAUUUCUUUUGUGGAAGGUUAAAUCCCACUCCACUCACUUUUUUCUCUUGCCUUUUAUUGUGCUUCAGUGCUUUUGCAGCUGAGAAAAGAAAUGUCUUCGUUUUUAAAAUCAGAACAAAAGAGAAAAGGUUUUGUUAAUGAGAUUAGUUUAAAGUUUAAGAUGUGUUCCUUGGUUGUAUAAAGUAGCUAUCAUUCCUUUAUUUAUUUUCAUUUUUAGGAAUUUGAAAAGUGUAGUUCAGGUAACCCAAUCAGUGGUGUAUGUAUGGGUAUGUGUUUAAGUAGGAACUGGAGGAAGCCCUCUAGAAAAGCGUACAUUACCUUUAUAUACCUCUUUGCUGAGCAGCAGCGGGGCAACCUUCUCUUUCUCUUGGAGAAAAGCUCUCCCCCGGUAUUACAUUGGUAUUAACUGUGUGGUCUUAACCAGUUGGGCUCUGUGCUACAGGAACUUUACCUGCAAAAGGAUAUGAUGUGUUUUUUAGUUUUGUUUGUUCUGGAAGAAGAAAUUGAAUGGAUGUGCAUGCUCCCUGUCCGCAUACAGUGGCUCCGGCGCAAGCGUCGCAGAUGGGAAUGUACGGCCGGGCCCUCUGCCUACCCUGACACCAGCAAAGGUAGCAAACGGAGGCAAAAGGCACAGAUCAAAAGUGGAGUCACCUGAGCACCUUUUUCUGCCCAGUUUUCUGUUGUCUUAUCAAACAUUUUUUUGGUCAGCUGACCAAUCACGUUUCCUAGCACAACUGUGCGAGAGACUUGGAAUAGAUCUUUUAAACUGAGCUUAGUUGGUGGAGUGAACAUGGCAGGGGCAUCUUCAAGUUAUACAUAAGCAAUUCCUAUUUAGUACUAUUCCACAACUUAAAAAUGUCCUCAUAGCUAAGAGCGAGACAUAGAAGCCGCACAGACAUCCUUCACCUUGGGAAGCGCUUAGAGAAACUCCCAGGGAGGUCUGUGUGAGCACAAAUGGUUGCUGGACGUCUUCCCGAAGCUACCCUGCAAAACUCACUCCAUGCCUAGGAGCAGUCAAUUCCUGUACUCCUCACGUGGAAGCGCUGGUAACGUGGGACAUCACACUGGUCAGCAGAUGCCUAGGGUUAGCCUGAAUGAAGUUACAGUUGCUGCUUCCUGCUCACAUUUAUUUUCCGUCAGAAGUGCUCUAUUCCUGAGGAAGGGAGGGAGGAGGGAGGUCCUGCUGUGCUCCUUCAGUACCGGCAGUGGGUCUCCGCAGUGGGUCUCGUCUCUACAAUCUAGAGCCAUUCUCCGGAAAGAAGAAGCUGUGUUGUGCCUCUCUUUCUCCCUUUAAAUAUAGAAAUGUGCAAUUAUACUGGAUUUUCUCUUGCAAAAAACAGCAACAACACUACAAUCCCUUUUUACUUAAGCUUCUAACUGCCAUUUGCCUAAUUGCAGCAAUUAAUUCCAAGGUGACUUCCUGGUCAUCCAGUGAUUCUGCUAAUUACAUGUGAUCCAAAAAGAGCAAAGUGGAGGCGCUCCACGCUGCCACAUCCCAGCGCUCGAGUCCAGGGUACAUGCUCACAGCCGCGCUGGGCUUUGCUCUCGAGCAGUUAUAUAGUUUAAUGUCCUUUUAAAAAAUAAUUUAAGAAAAUCUAGGUUUUCUCAUACUCAGAUCUUAUUUUAUAUAGAUAUAUGAUAAAUGUAUGGAUUUUUAAACUUACUAAUACAAAGAUUUUCUUUAGUAUUCUAAAUGCAACUCUUGUUGAAACAAUGUCUAACAUGAAAUUGUAUUCCUGUUUUGUUUUGGACUUUAGUGCUAUUUAAUAUCUGAAAACUUUUAUAUGGUAAGCCAGGGUACAUUCUAUAAACUGCAGAUCCCUUAGGUUUAAGUAUUUUUAUGCCGCUUCUCAUUGUGUCACAUUUUGUUUUUAUAUCUGUAACGAGAGCUCUGCAGAGACUUUUUUAAUCCUUUUUUUAAUGAUAAUAGGAUCAUUCUGUCAUUUCAAAAAUCAAGAUACAAAAUAGCUAACCGUGGUUCUAAAGUGUUAAUGGUCUGAAAAGCAGCUUUGGUCGUGCUGAUGCCAAGCUGUCCCCACAGCCCUGUGGGUGGCUGCCAGAGCUAAGGCUGUGAAAGCAGGAGGCUGCACCGUGUACACCGUGUAUGCGUGCUGUUGCCGGUGCCACACCAAGAGUAUACUCCAAAGGAUAUGCUUCCCAUUUGCAGCCUGAUGGGGGUGUCUGUUCACUUUUAAGUCUGUCUGUGGUCAGAGCUUGAGUGGUUGGUUUUUAUACUUGUUCAGCAAUGAAAUAACUUUAAUCAGCAUAGGAUGAGAGUGGUUGUGGGUUAACGUUAACCUCAUGUUAAUCCUUUGGUGAGGAAGCAGGCAUGAGAUCAAGAUCCCAGGAUGACCAGGAUCUGACAGAAGGCCUAUUAGCAUGGGGCUGCAGCAGUUAGGUCCCCAGAGCUAAAGGAAUCACAGCUACCACAAGGAAGUGCCAGGGUGCUGGCCCAGCCUGCAGGGGCACUAGGCGGGAAGCAGGCGGCGUGCUGCUUCUCACUUUUGUGUUUGCAGGAUUCCUCUCUGGUUAAAUUCUCACACCUGCUGGCCUCAGCUUUAGAGUAGGUCGAGUUUUGGAAUCACGGAGGCCUGAAGACCCUAUGCUUCUGCCAGGGAGGUUUCUGGAAACAAGACAGGGAGGAGCCACUUGGCAUAGCACUUGAAAAGGCUCUUGUGAGUGCGAUGCCAGGGAGAUGUCAGGUGUCUGACUCGGAAGCCUAUUCAGAAGGCCUAGGCUGGUGGGCAGCUUCCAGGUGGUUUUCUGGGUGUUGUGUUGCAGUCAGGUCAAACCGACACCUGCACUCUGCAGCCAGCAUGCCCCCUAGUCCGAAUGGAUCCUGGGCUUCUGUUUCAUCUUCAAACACAAACUCUUUUAACUCUACCAUAAAGUCAAGGGGCAGCCACCACAGGCCAUUUGCUAGCGGAGUAAUAAAGCAAGCUCCUCAGCUGGCCUUUCACGCAGCUGGCAAGCUGGUGUAUGCUCUACCUCUGUGGGGCGGUGUAGUGGCAGCCCAGAGGCUGCUGCACUGGGGGGUGGCCCCAAGCAACCUGCAAUGCCUUUUUACCAGCCUAAUGCCUCUUGCCACCCCUCAUCCUAUCCUGCAGACAGGAAGUGAUCAAAUGGAAAACAAUUUCCUGUUUGGCCCAAGGCCACCUAGACUUGGUCUCUGGUUCUUUGUAAACAAAAAUUAGAACUCAGUUCCAUUUUCAAAUGAGAAUAGAUGUGAUCAGACAGCUUUGCAAUGAAUUGAUGAAUACUGAAAAGUUGGAAAUUUUGUAUAUACUGAAAUCUUACCAACUUUUGGGGGGUAGGGUACUGGGACCCCUUUAGGGUGAGGGAGGGGAUCAUAAUGUUUACCACAGGUACGAUGUAGUCACUUUAACAUGGAGACCUCUGCCUCAUGGAAUUCAGGUUUUUUAAGUACUUGAAACUCUUCAGAUUCUUGUUUUAGUUUCCUGUUUUUACAGUGUAUGAAGUAGAAAGCAUUGUUUUUUGUACUAUUUUUUAAAACAAAUAGCCUCAUUUCUUACUCUCUUUCAUCUAUGUUAAAAACAGUUCUGGACACAGGCACGCAUCUCACAAUGUCCAGUGUCCAGGCCUUGAGGCAUCCAGGCUUCUCACAGCCGCCUCCUGGGCGGGCGUGGGCCUUUCCUGUCGAGCCCUCCCAGGCCCUCUCCUUUCCUUUGACUGUAGAUGUGUGUAGGGAAUAAUUGUUUGCACUUAGGUUACACUUCUGAAAUGCUGUGUAAACCCUUAUUUAUCAAAAGCAUUUUUAGUUUUUGGUUCUUUUAGCAAUCUGUUGCAGAAGUGACAGAAACGUGCACUUGGGGUGCAGCUCUGGGGAGAGGGCUAACAGCCAGUCCUCCAUGGGCUCUGGAAACCGGCCACAAGCCGGCAAAAGGGAAGUGGCGCUGUCGCUGGAGUCACAAUCCAGCGCUUAAUUUUCCUGUGUGACAUGACUGCCACUGCCCUUCCCACCUGGCCACACGCACUGACAUGUGUGGGCUCGGGCUGCACGGCCCAGCCAGGUUGCCCCCACAGGGCAACCCUAAGACCUUCCUGUUGGUUUAGACGUGGACCAGGUAAAAUUUACUCUGUUGUCCUUCAUAGUCUGUCUUUCGCUGUCACAUGCUGUGUUGAGAAUCAUGCUCCACUAAUAAGACGCUAAGUGAUGAUGACAGCCCGCCAAUGAGAUCGUCUUUUUGUACACAGAGUUGUGUGUAUAUUUGGGAUUGGUGUGACGAACCAUUUAAUGCUGCACAGUGCACGCAGACAUCUAGGUUCCGCUCUCAUUUCCUCAAGUUCUUCAUGCUGAUGACCUUUGUGGAUUGGUUAUUUCCGUACUUUGCUUACCUGUAAUCAACUUUGUAGAUCCUGUGGAAUGUCACUUUGCCUAAAUCACUUGAGACUUGAGUCUUUAUUAACGAAGCAUCAGUGUUCACUGAAGUCAGUCUCUUGAGUUCCCUAACUUGGCUAGAAGCUCUUGACACUAAGGGAGUAGCGUUCAUGUUCCCUGGGGAGUUCCACUAGGGCAUUACUGUAUGAUGACUUGAUGUUGCCACAUAGACUUUAAGAUAUAUACUAUUUUGAGGAGUUUGUUAAUUGGCCUAUGUUCUAUUGCAGAGUGUGGAACGUGCAAAGCUUGGGUAACCUGUAUAUAGAUAGCUCGUUGACUAGUUACCGUGUACUUAGGAUUGCCUGUGAUAUUUAAGCUUCUUACUGAUACAUGUGCUGGUAGAAACAUACCGUUUUUGUACAUUAUAUUUACUCAGAUGUUGCCUUUUUAUUUUACAAAUACUUUGGAAAUCAAGUGGUUUUUUUUGUUUUUGUUUUUGUUUUGCUUCUGUGAGGAUUAAUUUGGACAGAUUUUUGACAUUCCACUGAUUUCAGAUUUUACUUGAGAUUGACUUCAAUAAAUGGCCCUGUAUGUCCCAA